CUGAGGGCUUGAUUGUGCUGAAUAUUGGUAGCUAUAUGGGUGGAGUUGAUCUGUGGCAAAAUGAUUUCGAGCAUGAUGAUGACUUCAACGACCAGUCAAUGCAUGACAAAGUACUUGAAGUUGUUAGUGUUUCUGGAGCAUGGCACCUUGGCAAGCUACAGGUAGGACUUUCUCAAGCGAGGAGGCUAGCCCAAGGGGGAACUGUAAAGAUACAUGCUUCUAGUCCUUUCCCCGUUCAAAUUGAUGGGGAGCCUUUCAUACAGCAACCGGGUUGUCUAGAAAUAACACAUCAUGAACAGAUGUUCAUGCUGAAGAAGGCAUCAGGUUCCAACGGGCCUAGAGGUCACGCGGCUGCAAUUAUGACAGAGGUUUUGGUGGAUGCUGAAUGUAAAGGUCUCAUAACUGCUGCUCAAAAGAAGGUACUUCUUCAGCAGAUUGCUCUCCAGCUUUCUUGAUUUCCACCCUUGGUGAAUAUUUUCACUUUCAUAGACUGACCUCAAUCAGCUCAUACAAACACAACCUUUUUCCAUUCACAUUCUUUUUGUUUUUUCCUUUUUUUCUAACCAGUAGUUUGUGCUUGAGGGAAAAUUUUGUACACUAAAGAGAAUGAAAAGAUUUUAUACACUAAAGAGAAUGAAAAGAUACUAUAGGAGAUGUGAGUUCCAAAUGUAAAGAUUGAGUAUACGAUUGUUGUUUUCUACCAAUAGGCAAUCUCGUUAACUAUUGACAACAUAAAGGGUUCAUUGUGGUUUGACAUUUUGAUAAAGGUAUUAUUUUUUUUCCUUA
Nicotiana tabacum (common tobacco) is the source of this 786-nucleotide messenger RNA. The record is from RefSeq and is a predicted model, not a curated record. NCBI's taxonomy places the organism in Eukaryota, Viridiplantae, Streptophyta, Magnoliopsida, Solanales, Solanaceae.